ACUUUCUUAACUGACCUCUCUACAUCUUCAGAUUUCUUUCUGCUCUUUGUAUCUUCUUUAAUUAGAACUUUAUAAUCCAUUUUUUCGCGUACAUAAAUACAUAUCUUCUUCUUCCUUGUAUACAUAUACAACUUAAUUAGGCUUCUGGGUUUGGGGUUUUUGUCUUGAAUUCCAUUCAUAUUCUUUCUGGAUAUGGAAGAUCAGGCUGUUGUCGAUGCCAAAGGGAAAGAAAUCCUUGAUCUGCCCCCCGGGUUUCGGUUCCACCCUACGGAUGAGGAGAUCAUAACUCAUUAUCUUACUCAGAAGGUAAUGAAUAGCAGGUUCAGUGCAAGUGCUUUUGGGGAAGUUGAUUUGAACAAGUGUGAACCUUGGGAUUUACCCAAGAAAGCGAAGAUGGGAGAAAAAGAAUGGUAUUUCUUUUGCCAGAGAGAUAGGAAAUAUCCAACAGGGAUGAGGACAAACCGUGCAACAGAGGCUGGAUACUGGAAGGCCACCGGAAAAGAUAAAGAGAUCUUCAAGGGAAAAGGCUGCCUUGUAGGGAUGAAGAAGACCCUUGUCUUCUACAAAGGGAGAGCUCCAAAAGGGGAGAAAACCAAUUGGAUCAUGCAUGAGUACAGACUCGAAGGCAAAUUUUCUUACUACAACCUCCCUAAGGGUGAAAAGGAUGAAUGGGUGGUGUGUAGGGUUUUCCACAAAAACACAACCAUCAUGAAAAAACCAAUUCCUGAGCUUUUGAGGACCAAUUCAUUUGGCGAUGACUUUUUGGAUUACUCCUCCUUCCCAACUCUCCUGGAUACUCCUCCUUACACCUCCACCUCCGACCACCCCAACUCAAGCUUUUUAGUUGGGGAAGGAGACGAGGAAUUCAAUGUCACUUCAUCAUCAAGAUCUGCAGAUGGGAACUACCUCAGCUCCCAUGGCUUCCCCAACAUUCUGCAGCCGCCUCCAAACACGGGCUACCAAUCAGGAAUGUCCGUUCACCAACCUCAAAUAAUUCCACUGCAAAACCCUCUUUUCCCCUACCAAUCCUCCCCAAAUUCUGCACGCUUGUACCAGGGGAGGAGCGUCACCAGGUUUGGGGGCAAUGAUCAGGCCAUUUUAAAAGCUUCCGCAUCCAAGGAAAACACCAGGCAGUGCAAGGUAGAACAGUUUGCUUCUAACCAGUCUAUGGUACCUCUCUCUCAGGACACUGGGCUCAGUAUCGAUAUGAACAACGAGAUUUCGUCCAGGAUCGAAAUUGAGAGCAUCAAGUCUCAUGAAGAUAUGGAAGAUUUAGAAUGUUUGUGGAACUACUAAUGAUCAUCAUGAAUUCAUGAAAUUAAUUCCUUAGCCUGUUUUAAUUUUUUUCUUAAUAGAUUGUAUGAAUUUCG
This is a messenger RNA of Rubroshorea leprosula, 1370 nucleotides long. NCBI's taxonomy places the organism in Eukaryota, Viridiplantae, Streptophyta, Magnoliopsida, Malvales, Dipterocarpaceae. The record is from the annotation of a GenBank genome assembly.